Molecule: messenger RNA, 549 nt
Organism: Caenorhabditis remanei
Lineage: Eukaryota; Metazoa; Nematoda; Chromadorea; Rhabditida; Rhabditidae
Exons: 1
Coding region: 1-549 (182 amino acids)
Source: RefSeq, a predicted model, not a curated record
AUGACAACCAAUGAACAAGUCCAGGAGAGUCUUCUGAUUGGAUGGAAAAAUGAAGAAGUGGAGAGAAUGAGAGUCAAAAACCGAGAACAACGGGCUCAAAUGGAUUCCUUGAAAAACCGGAUCGUGCAGCUUGAGGGAGACAAUAAUCAGCUCAUCACCGAACGUGACCAGACCGCCACCAAUCACCAGGAACAAAUGAAAGAAAAAGAUGAAGAAAUAAAAAGAGUGCGGGAAGCGGCUGCAUUGGAAGAAUCGAGAUUGACUAAUGAAUUAGAAAGAAUCACCAGCCAAUGCACAGAAUUAUUGGAAAGAUCUGAGCGAAGUAAAAAAGAAGAAGAUGCUGCGAGAAAAGUGCUCGAACAAGAGCGAGAAACUGCAAUGGAAAAUCUGAGAGAGAAAAAUGAAAGACUCGAAAAGGAGAAGAAGGAAUUGGCCAGAGGUUACAGCUUUGAAAGGAGAAGUAAGAAGAUUGAAUUCGGCUAUGGGAAGACAAAAGAUGGAGCUCACAACUGCUCAAGAGACAGCGGAAUCUCUGCAGAGGGACGUUAG